Messenger RNA from Closterium sp. NIES-65, 729 nucleotides. NCBI's taxonomy places the organism in Eukaryota, Viridiplantae, Streptophyta, Zygnematophyceae, Desmidiales, Closteriaceae. The record is from the annotation of a GenBank genome assembly.
AUGGCGUUGGGUCGGCUCUCGGUAGAAGAACAGUUCGAGGCGCAGUGCGACGCACAUGGGCGCAGUGCGACGCGCAUGGGCGCAGUGCGACGCCCAUGGGCGCAGUGCGACGCGCAUGGGCGCAGUGCGACGCGCAUGGGCGCAGUGCGCCGCAGAUGGGCGCGCUCGGAUUUUUCUAACCUCCCCUCUCCCCUCUCCCCUGCUCACGUUCAGAUAGUUGACGCCCGUGCCGCGCGCUCCCCCACCACGUCACCUCCCCUCUGGACCAUCCUCCGGGCCGCGCACGCCGUCGCUCAGCCACGUCACCUCCCCUCUGACACCCUGCCACGUCACCUCCCCUCUGACGCCCUGCCACGUCACCACGUCACCUCCCCUCUGACGCCCUGCCACGUCGCCUCCCCUCUGACGCCCUGCCAUGUCACCUCCCCUCUGAUGCCCUGCCACGUCACCUCCUCUCUGACGCCCUGCCACGUCACCUCCCCUCUGAGGCAGGCCAACGCAUUUGCCCUCUGCCUGAUGUACGGCCGAGAUCUCGCGACGGCGGUGCUGGUGCUGGAGGACCAAUUGCAGGCGAGCCCGCUGACAGCUGUCGACGAGACAGUGGUGCUCAACCUGUGCUCCAUGUACGAGCUGGCGGUGUCUGACACGCUCAACGCCAAGAGCACGCUCAGCAACUGGCUAGCCCACCUCGCUCCUGACGACUUUGACUUUGCCUGCACUCGGCUGUAG